Messenger RNA from Hordeum vulgare subsp. vulgare (domesticated barley), 555 nucleotides. Its product is annotated as aminopeptidase M1-C-like. The transcript is spliced from 5 exons. The record is from RefSeq and is a predicted model, not a curated record. The coding region runs from base 7 to 510 and encodes 167 amino acids. Lineage: Eukaryota; Viridiplantae; Streptophyta; Magnoliopsida; Poales; Poaceae.
UCUGUGAUGCAAAAUGUUAGUAGUUCAAAUAGAUCUAAAUAUGAUUCUCUUCGAAAACUCUACAAGAACUUGGGUGAUGAGGAUGAAAAGUUGCGUGUCUUAGGCACAUUAUGUUCUUCGUGGGAUAAGGAUAUUGUUCUUGAAUCACUGAAUUUAAUAUUCACUAAUGAGAUCCCAAGUUAUCAUGCAGUUUAUGUUCUUAAAGGUAUUGGAAUAGAUGCACGUGAAAUGACAUGGAGCUGGUUGAAGGAAAACUGGGACCGUGUCUUGAAGGUUAUUCCCGAAAGAGACCUAAUGUGGAGUAUUAUCAACGACAUUCUUCCAUUGUUCACUACCAAUGACAAAGCAGAGGAGAUUGCCAAGGUCUUCACAAACUACCCAGAUCCGGAAAUUCAGAGUGCACUACAAGAAAAACUUCAGAUGGUGCGUAUCAACAUGAGAUGGAUUGAUGGUAUCCGAAGUGAGCCCAAGCUUGCACACACGGUGCAUGAACUGCUUCACAAGCCCUAAUGUGUCGUUUUCUUGUAGUGUUAUGAUUUAUAUGCUUAUCAAUUG